Ctenopharyngodon idella (grass carp) is the source of this 1042-nucleotide messenger RNA. RefSeq names its product methyltransferase 21A, HSPA lysine (gene mettl21a). Gene Ontology annotation, biological process: peptidyl-lysine methylation. Lineage: Eukaryota; Metazoa; Chordata; Actinopteri; Cypriniformes; Xenocyprididae. The record is from RefSeq and is a predicted model, not a curated record. Bases 210 to 935 code for a protein of 241 amino acids. Gene Ontology annotation, cellular component: cytoplasm; cytosol. Gene Ontology annotation, molecular function: protein-lysine N-methyltransferase activity. The transcript has 4 exons.
CAGAUGGCGCAGAUGAGUCACGACUGUCAGCAGUAACCGCGGUCGAACAACAGAUCGCUGAAUAGAUCAUGCUGAAUCUCUCUUGUUUACUAAUAGUCUGUAUUAGAUUUUUCUCUGUUCUUGACAAAUAGCCAAACUAUUUUAAAACGUUACAGAAUAAGGAACUGUCAACUCGCUGGAUUUACAAAUAGGCAUUUUAGCAGCCCAGGAUGGCUUUGGUGCCCUAUGAUGAGAAUGUACUGCCUGCUCUGUCAAAGCUUCACCAGACUUCAGCUGAAUUUAAUCUGGCCAAUCACAGGAUCAGACUCAGCCAGGACUGGAAGCGAUUGGGUGUCGCUGCUGUGGUCUGGGACGCAGUAAGUUCAAAUACAUCUGCUCUGGGGUCUAGUCGUUACAGAUCUGGGCUGGUAAAAGAAAGGUUGCAGGCUGUUGUGCUUUGCAUGUUCCUGGAGAUGGGAAACAUGGAUCUGAAAGGAAAGAGAGCUAUUGAGCUUGGAGCUGGCACAGGUUUGGUGGGCAUUGUAGCUGCUCUUCUUGGAGCCAAUGUGACAAUUACAGACCGAGAACCUGCCUUGGAAUUUCUGACUGCCAAUGUGCGUGAAAACAUUCCUCCCAGCCAGCAGGGGGCGGUACGGGUAUCUGAACUUACCUGGGGUGAGAAUCUACAUCUGUAUCCCCCAGGCAGCUUUGAUCUGAUACUGGGAGCCGACAUUGUUUACCUGGAGGAGACGUUUCCUGCCCUCCUGCAGACUCUUGAACACCUGAGCAUCGAGAACACGGUGGUGUUGUUGUCCUGUCGGAUCCGAUACGAGCGAGAUGAACGGUUCCUGAUGGAGCUACGGCAGAGGUUCUCUGUGCAAGAGGUCCAUUAUGACUCUCAAAGGGACAUUCACAUUUACAGAGCCGUAAAGAACAAGACCAACACCGAACUGUAAGAUCUGGUAUUGAGGAACCCUUAGGUAGAGCUUCUUGUUUGUAAUUCAAAGCAUUUUAAGCUUUCUAAAACAUACUGAAGAUGAUUAAAUGACAAUAUUUAAUGGAC